GUUUUCUCCACACUGUUCCGAGUUGUGCGAGUGAUCAUUGUAGAAUUACAGAAAAUGACCGGGUUCACUUUUUGCUACUGGCGGUAAACAAAUAACCUCUUCGUAAGAACAUAAUAAAAUGCCGAUUAGUGUUGCGUUUAAUGUUUAUUGUUAAUCAAGUGAUCGUGUUGUGUUGUCAAUAAGGUUGACGAAUUUUUAUUUGAACAUCCAUUGGCCUUGGCAUGUCUCCAAAUUCAAAAGGAUUGUUCCAUUAUAAUCUUUUCGUCGUUUUGUUUGUAAAGAAUUUAAAAUAUUUAUCACUUAGACUAGACAUAUUAUUACAUUAGCAAAUCUGGAUGUAAAACGCAUAAAAAAAAAGGGCAUCAUGAUCAAUGCUUCGGAUCCUGUGGAAUACCUUCCAAAUGGACAUUCAGUUGUUAAAAAUCAUCCUGAAUCCAAGAAAAAUGAGUCUUAUAAAUAUCAUGAUUUAUUUCAAUCAAUUAUUUCUGAAAAGUUGAAAAAUUUAGAUGUCGGAUCAAAAUCUUCUAAAGAGUUUUGGAUAUUACGAGAUAAUGAUGAUCAUUUGGAAGAGGAACUGUACUGUUCAGGAAAAUUGGCUGUUCUUAGUAAAGGAGGCUCUGUAGAAAAUACAAAGCAAAUAUCAUAUUGUUGUGAGACGGACAUUGUUCAUGCUCUUUGGUGCUCUUUUCACAAUGAAGAUAAAAACAGAGUUAUAAGAGGAAAACCUAAAAACCCUGAAGCAUGGAAAAAAGAAAAAAUUGAUUGCAUUUGCCUGUUUGAUGCAUAUACUUUAAAAGUAUUUACUGAGACAGGUGAAAAUCAUAUUUCAAGUUUGCAAUUCAAGGUUUCUGCAGUAUGGGCUACAAAAUAUGGUCUUAUACUUGAAAAGUCUUCUCAACCCUCUUAUACUUAUGGUAGUACAAUAGACAAUAUAAAAAAUAUUUCAACUACUGAAGAUGCCAUUGCCCCUACAGUUUAUUCUUUGACCCACCCAUUAGAUGAUUUUUGUCCUGUGUUAAUAAAACAAGGAACUACAUCAUUGACUUGGGAUCCUAGUUUGAAGAUACUAUUUACUAAUGAAGAACCUUCGUUUGCCUUUGUAUAUGAUUCUAAAACCACUUUACAUUCUAUUUAUAAAAUAAGGCAAGCCACGAGUGAAGAAUGUCAAUUAAUUAACGCAAGUGCUGAUAAUACAUCUCUAGUCUUCAAUUCUGUAUUUUCACCUUCACUUCAUCAUGCCAGUAGUUCUGCAAUGGGUAUCAAAGGAAGUACCAGUAGAACAUUUUUCAGUACGCUUGGUACUUCUGGUAGCCCAUUCCAAUCUCGUGCCAAUUCAUAUGCGACAAGUUGCUCUGCAAAUAUUUCAAUGUCAUCACAACAUCUGUCAAAAUCACAAAGUCCAAUGGCAACAAUUUCACGUUGUCAAUCCCCGACGAAUCCAAUAUUUUCCACCAUGAGUGGGACGCCAGUUUUCAGUAAUCUCAGUAAAUCACAUCAAACGUUAUUAGCCUAUUCGAUGGGUAAAUCAGAUCGUAAUAACGUCUUCUCUACGAGUAGGACAAUAAAUGCAUUUUCUCAAUUCUCGCAGUGCUCGGUAGCAGGAAUGAUAGUGCCAGAAUUAUGCUUGGAGCACGUUUGGACGGAAAAUAUAAAUCAACUUAAAGAUACUAAUAUUGAACAUGCUUCGAGGGUAUUCCUCACUACAGAUCUCAUUGGUCAAGUUUACUUUUGUUACGUUUUAACGAAUCAGUAUCGUUUGUGUCUUGUAAGGCUAGAAAAAUCUCACGACCCUGGGAGAAUAAUUUUGGGAAUGGUUACGACAAUCACAGCAAAGGAUGCAAUCAAUUUACCUAAACUGAACAUGAUGGCCGUGAUGGAGCUGAACGGAAACAUAACGAUCUACUCGGGAUCGUCGUACGUCGGUAAGCUUCAUAUACCGAGUGUACUUCCAAGCAUCGUAGGUCCGAGCUUCGCGUUGCCUCACUUUUACGAUCGCGAGAUCAUGUCUCCUUACCCGAAAAGAAGUUCUCUCAUAUUGACAGCGGCCACAUCCUCGCCGGACAUCAAGUUCGACGACGGAGUACAUCUCUUGAGUCCAGUGGGUGAGGGACGAGGGGCGAGGGACCAUCUAAUCGACAAUUCCCUAAUCGACGGACCCACUUAUUUAAAAAGUGCUGUCGGUAACAAAUUGGUUCUAGAAUACGGCUACAGCAAUUAUUACAAAGUCACUCUGCCGACUUUGAAGGCGUCUCCUCUCGUCUCCAUGUGUCUGAAGACUCUUCGUAACAUCCUGCCGCGCGACCUGGCCACUCAGUUGCUGGUCAAAUGGUAUGUGGCCCGUAAUGCGCCCGGUCCUCAGGAUCUUACAGUCAAUCAGGAAUGGAAGUUGUUCCUUAUUAUUUUCUUCACGCUGUUCGGCUAUGACAUCAACAAACUGCCGAUAACGACGAGUGACGGCGAUCUCACGACGGAACACUGCAGUCCCGUGAUAGUUUCGAAGAAGCAGAAGACCACGAAUAAUGGCUCGACCGACGAUUGGAACUAUCUCAUGGGCGCCGAGGUAACCGGCCAAGUUCAGAAUUAUCUGACCGAUUCCUUGGGCCUGACCAAGUGGCAGCGGAAAAACGAUAAUUGCGACUUUGUGAGCGUAAGCGAUCACAAGGACGAGGCCCAGAGGACCAAAAUCAAUCUCCAAUCUCCUUUCGUAGUGCACCUGCCUCAAGUGCUGUUCGCUUUGCACUUACUCUACGAGGAGCUUAAACUCAACAGUGCCAUGUCGGAGAGUUUGCUUCUAUUGGCGAAAUUAUUACACCAGCUGUGUACCGAUCUAAAUCUCAAAUCUUAUAGAUUGCACUACUUCGCCGAUUUUCCAAUACUUGGAAAAAAUAGGUCGGAAUUCCAAAUUGCCGAGCACGACACCGGCAAAAUCAUCAUUCCGAAUUUCAUAGCGUCUCACACGCCGGACAUAUUUAGAACUUUGUACAAUUUACUCUGCGAAUCGGACACGUCGUAUCCGUAUCCAUAUUUGCCGAACGUCAAUCCUAUGAGCAAAAAUUUGGUUCAGGUGUUCGCUCUGUUGACCGAAUGCAAGAAAGAUUAUUUGUUGGAAUUAGAUAAUUUCUUCAAAGUUGUAAGUCAAACCCAUCAAGCUGAAAGACUAUUUGCGCCAAAAAGUAAGAAAGAACUCAUGGAAGACGUCAUGAUGCAUUGCUAUAAAACAGGAAUCGACAAAAAUGAAUUGGAUAAUUUACCAGCGGGUAUCAAUUACAUCUUCAACAGCAUCUUAUACUUCUGCCGAGAAAAUCCACCGACCAAUUGGCCAUCAAGCGUUUACGAGCUGAUCGAUCGACAAGAUUUAGCCGCUUUGGAGCAGAAAGUCGCUGGCAAGGAUUAUCUCGAGAAUGAAGAGAAUAAGUACAUACAACGGGAUCGCAAUCACGAUGACAAAGAUUUGAAUGAUGGCAUGGAACUCGAUUAUACCAUAUUGCGGUUGAGGUUUAACGUUGACUAUCGAGUACGUGAAGUGCGCCAAUGCCUCGACUCCUCAGAACCCAUACCAAUCACCAUCACCCAGAGGCCAGAAGUGAGCGAUCACGAGUUCAUCGAGGAGCAAGAGAGAUACCUUCACUCGCUGUGCACGAGGACGAUGGCUUUGCCGAUCGGCCGCGGUAUUUUCACUAUGAGAUCGUCGAUGCCGGUGAAUACUGAGCAGCUGCCGAUCCCCAGGCUGUGCCUCACCGGUAAAGCACCGCCUCGUGGCACGACCGUCGAGUUAACACACAUCGACGUGCCGAGCAAUAUGAACACUUGGCCGCUGUUUCACAAUGGCCUCGCCACCGGUCUCUGUAUUCAUCCGUCGGCCAAAAAUGUCGACUCCACCUGGAUCGUGUAUAACAAACAGCAGCAGGGCGAAUUCGGCAUCGAGCACUCGGGUUUCCUCAUGGCUCUUGGCCUGAACGGACAUCUCAAGAAUUUAGCUCCGUUCAGUAUGUACGAGUAUUUGGUCGAGUGUCAUGAGACCACGAGUGUAGGCCUGCUGCUGGGCCUCUCCGCCACGCAUAGAUCGUCGAUGGACGUAUCGAUGACAAAAUUAUUAUCCUUGCACGUCGAAACCCUUCUGCCACCCACGAGCAUAGAAUUGAACGUUCAGCAAAACGUCCAGGUCGCCGCUCUCAUGGGAGUGGGUUUGGUUUAUCAAGGAACUAAUCACCGUCACAUAUCGCAUGCCUUGCUAGCUGAGAUCGGACGGCCACCAGGUCCCGAGAUGAAAAAUUGCGUCGACAGAGAGUCUUACUCCCUUACAGCCGGCAUGGCUCUGGGAUUAGUGGUGCUAGGUUCCGGAGGAGGUUCCGAUUUAGCCAGCAUACCCGACACCCUGCAUUACUACAUGGUCGGUGGCAAUACGAGACCUUUCGUCGGGGCUCAAAGAGACAAAUACAAAUCUCCAAGCUAUCAGAUACGAGAGGGAGACUCCAUAAACAUCGACGUUACCAGUCCUGGAGCGACGAUUGCUCUUGGCUUUAUGUACAUGAAAACGGGAAAUCACGCUGUAGCCGAAUGGAUGGCUGCACCUAACACCCAAUAUUUACUGGACUUCGUGCGGCCUGAUCUGCUGAUGCUUCGCAUCCUUGCAAAGUCUCUCAUAUUGUGGGAUGAUAUUGAGCCGUCGAGGACUUGGGCCUCGAGUCACGUGCCGGAAAUUGUUGCCAAAUACAAAAUGAUGAAACCUAGCGCAGAAAUCACUGAGUUUGUAGAUUUGGAAACGAUAAAUGACGAUUCUUUUGAAAUGUUUGAUGUUGAAUCUAUGUUUGACAGUCAAGCCUAUUGCAACAUAAUUGCCGGAGCCUGCAUGGCCAUGGGCUUGAAGUAUGCUGGCACAGAGAAUCAGCAUGCCUUCAACACAUUGUUUCAUUUCCUAAAAUCGUUUAUGAAUCUGACAACAAAAUCAGUCGCUGAACUAGCUGGAAAAGCCACCAUCGAGACGUGUACUUGCGUAGUCCUAUUAGCCGUGUCGAUUGUCAUGGCUGGUACGGGGAAUUUAGAGAUCUUGAGAGUAUGCAGGUACCUUCGUACUCGAGUCGGCCCGAGUAACAGCGUUGUCACUUACGGAUCUCAGGUGGCCUAUCACAUGGCGCUUGGAUUUUUAUUCCUCGGCGGAGGCUGCUACAAUCUGCGCAAUGAUCCGGCCUCGGUCGCGGCUUUGGUCAUAGCUCUGUUCCCGAAAUUUCCAACACACAGCAACGACAACAGAUAUCACUUGCAAGCUCUGCGUCACUUUUACGUGCUGGCCACCGAGCCACGGUUGCUCCUGCCCAAAGACAUCGACAGCGAGGCGUACUGUUUUGCUCAAAUGAAAUUGACCUUCGCCGGUGAUGGCUUCCAAAAAGGGCCCGAAGUGAUAGUAAAAGCGCCGUGUAUGUUGCCGCAGCUCGACAGUCUGCUGAAAGUCGAGCUGGAUGACGACCGAUACUGGAAGAUAACGUUCGACAGGGAUCGUAAUUUCGAUCAGUUGAAGAAAAUUCUGAACGCCAACUGCUCGCUGUACGUUAAACAAAAAGCUGGCUGUCUUUCGCACAUGGAGGAUCCACAAGGUUUCCGUACACUCUUGGCACAGACGUUGACAACCGACGACGUCAUCAUUUGGACGGCGUCGCCCAAGCAGAUAACUUCCUUCACCUCCAACUCGAUCAUACUGAACUUCGUCAAUAGCUUCUUGAAGAAAGUCGAUCAGCCCUGCGACGAAGAGUGCGACGAUUACUGCGUCGAACCGGUGCACCACAGUCUCACAGAGCUUUGCUUCGGCGCGCCGAAAAACGGUAACCGAGACAUCAAGGAAAUCCGAGUUCAAAUGUCGGAUAUGGAGCACAAUUUCCUGCAACAAUUGACGAACAUAGCUUACGAAUGCGUCGUCAGGGAUAAGGUAUCGUUUAUACCGCUCUGGCUGAGCAUUCAAAAAUUACUGGUGACUUUGGAAAAGCAGCCAAAAGGCACGUCCGUCUGGCAGAUCAAGUUCUUGACUCCUCGAAAGCUUCAUCAAGAUUUUCCGGCAACGUUCGAGAAACUGCUGAAUAUGGAAAAUAUUAUUGCCAAUAAUCAAAGACUGAACUUCAUUAUGGAUUCAUGGGAAGGAGAAUUGUCAACGAUUUUACAUCAAUUCUCCGAGAGCAACUCAAUCAUAGCCAGAACACUUGAUUUCGACAGAUUCCACAGUUACAUGCUUAAUUACAACAUUCCCAAAAACUUAAAUGAUCUAAUUUUAGAAGAUGAUGAAGAAAAUAUUUUCACCGAAGCCAUGUCUUGCAGAAAUAAGACUGGAAUGUGUACGCUGUAUAAUUUAUUCAACGGAGAGAAGUUUUGAAUGCAUAUAUGUAAUUAUAUUUGUAAUAUAAAUUUAU
This is a messenger RNA of Trichogramma pretiosum, 6395 nucleotides long. RefSeq names its product anaphase-promoting complex subunit 1 (gene shtd). Lineage: Eukaryota; Metazoa; Arthropoda; Insecta; Hymenoptera; Trichogrammatidae. Gene Ontology annotation, molecular function: molecular adaptor activity. The coding region runs from base 365 to 6358 and encodes 1997 amino acids. The transcript has 15 exons. The record is from RefSeq and is a predicted model, not a curated record. Gene Ontology annotation, biological process: metaphase/anaphase transition of mitotic cell cycle; protein K11-linked ubiquitination; anaphase-promoting complex-dependent catabolic process. Gene Ontology annotation, cellular component: anaphase-promoting complex.